GCUCAUGGUCUGCAUCAGAUCAGGUCUCCAAGUCCUACAGAGAAGAUGAGGUCCAGUCUGUUGUUCCUGGUGGCGGUUCUGCUGUGUGGUCUGGUCAGCGCUCAACAGGACGGGCUGCCUGAGAGGGUCCAGAAACUGGAGAGCGACAACGACGUGUGGGUUAAAUCUCGAGUGGCGUUUGCCGCUGCGCUGUUCGACACCGACACCUGGACCAGCAUGAACGAAUCUACAGCUGAUAGAACUCUGGAGUUCAAGAAGGUCGUCACAAACAUCGGCAACGGAUACGACCCGCAGACAGGAAUCUUCACCACCCCUGUUAAAGGACUCUACUACAUCCAGGUCACUGGGGUAGUCGGUAACAACGGUCAACUUAACGCCGGACUAAAGAAAAAUAGCGACCUCAUGUUUGCAAUCUAUCAGAAAUCAGGACUCCAAACCAGCGCCUCCAAUGGCAUGACGCUGGCCCUGGAGCAGGGCGACCGGCUGUAUGUCCAGCUCUGGAAGGGACAGACUAUUGCAGACCAGGGACGCCUCAGCACCUUCACAGGCUUCCUGGUCUUCCCCAUGUAGGUGGAGAUCUGAGAUGUUGUUCAGAACGUCACUCUGAACCCUGAGACCUUUGCUUAAGACCAUCAAUUUAAAAACUUCUGACCUUUUGAAAGAAAU
This is a messenger RNA of Cyprinodon variegatus (sheepshead minnow), 666 nucleotides long. Its product is annotated as complement C1q subcomponent subunit B-like. The record is from RefSeq and is a predicted model, not a curated record. The transcript is spliced from 3 exons. Lineage: Eukaryota; Metazoa; Chordata; Actinopteri; Cyprinodontiformes; Cyprinodontidae. Gene Ontology annotation, molecular function: protein binding. The coding region runs from base 46 to 570 and encodes 174 amino acids.